Molecule: messenger RNA, 1395 nt
Organism: Aspergillus caelatus
Lineage: Eukaryota; Fungi; Ascomycota; Eurotiomycetes; Eurotiales; Aspergillaceae
Exons: 3
Coding region: 1-1395 (464 amino acids)
Molecular function (GO): protein binding
Source: RefSeq, a predicted model, not a curated record
AUGGAUGAAUGGACCGCAGUGGCAACCGGUCUUGGCAGCUGCCCGGCGGAAAUAUUGUACUUGAUAUUCAAGUUACUAUCACGACCUGAGCUCCAUGCACUAUGUCUUGUCAAUAAGGAUUUCCGCACAAUCGUUGAGCCACUCCUCUACUCGAAAAUUCAAAUGACUUGGCGAAAAGCUCGCCCUCACGUUCCUCCCCCAAUCACUCAACUCUUACGGACGAUCUUAUCCAGGCCUCAGCUGGCUGCUUACAUCACAAACGUCCACUUGGAGGGCGACACCUACCUAUUAGUAGAGAAAUUUCGAUGGAAAAUUCCUAAAAUUCCGGUCUCUGACGCUGAACUGGACCAAAUAAUCACAUUCAUCAGGGGAAGUGGAGUGCCCUAUAGCGACCUUUGGAUACAGGAAUUACGCCAAGGUACAAUAGAUGCUUUUGUUGCUCUCCUAUUAGCACAGCUCUCAAAUUUAAAAUAUUUGUACCUUGCCGAUGACUUCACUCGACAGACUGCACUAAUCGGUAUGGUACUCCGAUCAGCCAUCUGCGAGCCCGGAAUUUCUAGUCUGCCCGACUUUCGGCAUCUACAAGAUAUUUCUUUCUUAUACCCUAAUGGUGAGGACAAAGCGCGCGAUAAGAAGGUCAAAAAUACAACAGAUAUCUUGCCAUUCCUAUAUCUGCCGAGUGUUCAACGCAUGUCAGCCUCCAUUGAGAACCCGAUUGAAUUUACGUGGCCUGCAGCACACUUACCUGUACCAUCGAAACUUAUUUCACUUGAUUUGACCACUAACGUUGAGGCCCUUCGUUGGCAAUGGUAUUACGAUUACGGUGUCAGAGAUCGGUUCACUACGCCUAUCGUCGAUCUUGAUCGGUUUGCUGCCGCGAUAAGUCAUGUUCGAGGCACUCUGGCAGAUUUGACAGUCUCAGCCGAUGUCGAUAUCGGAGGCAAUGAUCAAUUCCUUCCUGGUAUAAAGAUGGAGGGCUCGUUGCAUGCGAUGGUCAAUUUUGACAUGCUCAGAAGACUUCAAGUCCCAUGGCCAUUCCUGGUAGGGUUCGUGCCAGGGACAACAGAACGAUGGCAGGAUCUGAUGCCAAGAAAUAUUGAAUUUCUGGUGAUCACGGACGACUUGAGGUACCAAAAUGCUGACCUAAUGGCACCAGAAUGGCCUCAAUGGGAGUGGGAGCAUUCCACCAUUCUAGGCGUGCUUCAAACAUGGCUGAAAGAUUGGAAAGCAUACACGCCGCAUCUUUGUCGUAUUUCUCUAGUAAUAAGUCUGUUAGAUGAUGAGCCCGACGACUGGUGCCCUAGGCUGAGGCACCAGCUCAGGGAGCUAGGUGCUCAAGCUGAAGUUCAACUUGAGUUGAUCGACUUGACAGGUGAAGAUACUGGUAACUUCUAA